GUUUCGUUGCUCAAAUCUUGUUAUCAUUGUGAUUCUAAUUGUAGGAUGAUUAACCUUUUUAUUUGACGUUUUGUCAACCUUAAUUCUCAAUUAGAUAUCAGUGAUUUGUGGCAAUGGAAUUGAAUGAUUUACCUGAAGAUUGUUUAUUGCAUAUAUUUGAUUAUUUUCCGGAUCUUAAACAACUUUUGAGUUUGUCGACAGUUUGUAGUCUAUGGAAUAAUUUGGUUAAAAGUCAACUGAAAAAAGUUCAAUAUUUACAUUUAAUACAAUGCGAUGGUGAGUAUUCUUGGUAUUUUGAUGCUCUAGAAUGUUCAUCUUACAACCAUAUCUACACGAAUGACCUGAAGUUCUUUGAGAAGGUGAAUGUUUCUAAACUGUUACCAAAUCUAAAGUAUUUUGAAACUAGUUACUAUUUGGAUGGUCAACACUGUAUGUGCAAGGCAACGAUCAAUGUUUUAUCGACUUCGAACACAUUGAUUGGACUGAAGGGUGAAUCUUCAUGUUACAAAAGUAACUUCAGUUUUAUUCCCCAUGCUCACAUCGAUGAAGUCGUAAGACAUUGUGGUAAUUUGGAGUACCUUUCGUCCGGAUUUAAACAUUUUAUUCGAAGUUUUUUCUCCAGAUUUGGAGACAAUUUGAAACACUUUGAAGCUUUGGAAGAUUUCUCUGGAUUUUAUUUUCACCCUGGAGCUUCUGAUUCUUUUGAAAGAAUAAUGGCGAAAAUGCCAAAUCUUGAAACUUUGUCUUUGUUUGAAGAACCUGAAAUCGAACCUCUUAAAGGGCCUGCACCGAAAAUGAAUUUGAAACAACUCAGCAUAGAAAGUAUUGACAUUGAAUCUUCAACUCUUCAAGUUUUAUCUCUUUUCCCAGAACUACCAAGUCUCUACUUAAGUUUUGCAUAUCAAGGAAAAGCCAAAGCUUUUUCAACUUCCAGAAUUCAUCCAAACGUCCAGGAUUUGGUAUUAGAAGUCCCAAUAGAGGCAGCGGAAGUUGUCCACUGCGGUAAGCUGAUUAAUAGUGUAUUGGCCAACUUUCCCAAUUGUAAGAAUCUUAUGAUUUGGAUACGUUUCGGAUUCACUGAUAAAGAAAUGGUGUUCAAGAUAAUUGAAAUGUUGCCAAACUUGAAUCUAUUUGUUCUACAUAUUGAUGACAUAAAUGGCACUUGGAAGGACCUUGAUUACUUUGAUACUGUCGAUAAACAUUGCAAGUCAAUUGGUCGUCGAGUCGCUUUUUACAUAGUCAUUGAUGUUGAUUUCCACAAAAAAAUUCGAUAUUCAGUGAAUGAAGAUAUCGCCAGUCCUUUCAAGACCGAUAACCCAUUUGUUCAUAAGUAUUUCCGCUGUAUAAAGAUUCAUAUCCAUCAAUUUUCUAAUCUGAAACAAAGAUAA
Messenger RNA from Panonychus citri (citrus red mite), 1388 nucleotides. RefSeq lists its product as uncharacterized. Bases 114 to 1388 code for a protein of 424 amino acids. The transcript is spliced from 5 exons. Lineage: Eukaryota; Metazoa; Arthropoda; Arachnida; Trombidiformes; Tetranychidae. The record is from RefSeq and is a predicted model, not a curated record. Gene Ontology annotation, molecular function: protein binding.